CAGUGUUCCGCAGAACAUUCGAGAGGUCCCCAAAACCCCGCGAGGACGUUCCAGAGCCCCCUCCCCUCGGAGCCUGGCGCCUGCACCCUUUGGACGCGUUUGGGUGUGUAGCUGCCGAGACCAGGAACUAGUCUGCUGCAGUCGACUCUACACCAGAACCAACACCGGCACCGACCACCGUUCACUGCGGCUCUUGGACGAUCAGCGUUGUGUUUAUGUCUUUGUUUUGCGAAAACGAGCUGUUGCGCAGCCGUUGGAACCUGUGUGGUGGAAAUCUAGCCUUCAAGCAAGCAGCCUGCGGCCACAGCGGCACGGCGUCUUUCAUGUCAGAGACCGAGCGCGCUUGCAGUCGUUUAUGUCAUCCCCUCUUUUCCAGACAGAAGAUCCCAAAAAAUCCCCAACCCAGAUCCUUUUAUCUCACUGACAGCGCCACCCAACAGCCAAGAUGUCUGUCAAUGUCAACCGCAGCGUGUCCGACCAGUUCUAUCGCUACAAGAUGCCCCGUCUGAUUGCCAAGGUCGAAGGCAAAGGGAAUGGAAUCAAGACGGUCAUUGUCAACAUGGUUGAUGUUGCCAAGGCGCUGAACCGCCCUCCAACAUACCCAACCAAGUUUUUUGGUUGUGAGCUCGGGGCUCAGACGCAGUUUGACAGUAAAAACGACCGUUACAUCGUCAACGGAUCCCACGAGGCCAACAAGCUACAGGACAUGCUGGACGGAUUCGUCAGGAAGUUUGUUCUGUGUCCCGAGUGUGACAACCCUGAGACCGACCUGCAUGUGAACCCCAAGAAACAAACCAUCGGUAAUUCCUGUAAAGCCUGUGGAUACCGCGGCAUGCUGGACACCAGACACAAGCUGUGCACCUUCAUCCUCAAGAACCCACCAGAGAGCACUGAAGGCGGAGCGGUUGUAAAGAAGAAGAAGAACCGCAAGAAGGACAAAGAGAACGGAUCCUCCAGCGGAGAGGCGAGCCAGGAGAACUUUGACGCUCCUAAAGCUGUGGACGGAGACGACGACGACGAGGACUGGGCGGAGGAGACGACGGAGGAGGCGCAGAGGAGGCGCAUGGAGGAGAUCAGCGACCACGCCAAGAACCUCACGCUCAGCGAGGACCUGGAGAAACCGCUGGAGGAGAGAGUCAACCUGUUCUACAACUUUGUGAAGCACAAGAAGGAGAACGGGACCAUCAACUGCGCCGACAAGGAGAUCCUGGCGGAGGCGGAGCGUCUGGACGUGACGGCCAUGGGCCCUCUGAUCCUCAGCGAACUGCUUUUCAACGAGAACAUCCGGGACCAGGUCAAGAAGUACCAGCGCCACUUCCUGCGGUUCUGCCACAACAACAAGAAGGCCCAGAAGUACCUCCUGGGGGGCUUCGAGUGCGUGGUGAAGCUGCACAAGGUCCAGCUGCUGGCUCGGGUCCCCAUCAUCCUCAAAGACCUGUACGACGCAGACCUGCUGGAGGAGGACGUCAUCUUCGCCUGGGCAGAGAAGGUUUCUAAGAAGUACGUCUCUAAGGAGCUGGCCAAAGAGAUCCACGCCAAGGCGGCUCCCUUCGUGAAGUGGCUGAAGGAGGCGGAGGUAGAGAGCGGAGCCAGUGAGGAGGAGGAAGACGAUGAGAAUGUGGAGGUGGUGUACUCUCACUCCGCCCGUGAGCUCAGAGUUGAGACUGUGAAACCCGCCGCGGGUAAAGAAGAAGAAGACGACAUUGACAUCGAUGCGAUCUGAUUGGCUACUUGUGGCUUUGACUGUUCAUGCUGGCUGGCUCCUCCCCUUUACCAAGCCCCUCCCCCCCCCCCCCUGCUUCGUGUCAUGACUUAACAUA
This is a messenger RNA of Pseudoliparis swirei, 1820 nucleotides long. RefSeq names its product eukaryotic translation initiation factor 5 (gene eif5). Gene Ontology annotation, cellular component: cytosol. The record is from RefSeq and is a predicted model, not a curated record. Gene Ontology annotation, molecular function: GDP-dissociation inhibitor activity; translation initiation factor activity; eukaryotic initiation factor eIF2 binding. NCBI's taxonomy places the organism in Eukaryota, Metazoa, Chordata, Actinopteri, Perciformes, Liparidae. Gene Ontology annotation, biological process: formation of cytoplasmic translation initiation complex; formation of translation preinitiation complex; translational initiation.